Molecule: messenger RNA, 2939 nt
Organism: Salvelinus sp. IW2-2015
Lineage: Eukaryota; Metazoa; Chordata; Actinopteri; Salmoniformes; Salmonidae
Product: DGCR8 microprocessor complex subunit
Biological process (GO): primary miRNA processing
Cellular component (GO): microprocessor complex
Molecular function (GO): primary miRNA binding; heme binding; identical protein binding
Source: RefSeq, a predicted model, not a curated record
CCGAAGCAGUCGGCAAGAUGGCGGAACGGGGAAGGGAUCUGUCUGGCCUCGUCGGAAGAAUAACAUAAUUUAUGUUAGCUAGCAAAGAAAAUAAAAUGGAGUAAAUAAAAUAGCUCUGACAGAGGAUUCGCCAGUGGAGGAUGAAUAGUGCCUAGAUCUGAGCAAUAUAAGCUGAAUGCAUUGUGAUUUCCAAUAAUUGAGACAGUGAUUCUAAAAAAACUGUCUACAUUAAUGAAAAGAACAAUGUAGUCAUCUUAGCAUAUUCAACACUGGUACAUGGUCAAUACAGGGAUUUUUGUAUUCUUCUAAAUAUUGUGUGCAAUGUGCUUCUGCAUGCCUUUUUAGCUGAAAGCUUAUGAGAAAUAGUUGCCAAAACAGUCAGGGUGACCCAUAGAGCAGUUGUAUUUAGUAAUUCAUAAGACACAGUCAACAUGGAGAUGGAUGACAUAUUACCCCCCUUACCGUUGGAGCCACCUGAUGAUUUGAACUCGGAAGGCCUUAAUGGUAAAGCGCAGCCUCCAACACCCCCCCUGCAAACGUCCAGUGACGCAGAGGAAAUGGACGUUAGCUCUGGUGGUGAUGGACACACACACACCACAGCAGGGGGCCAGGGCCUCCAAACCAAGGGCUCCAUAACCUUCAUUAAUAACCUGUCAGAUGAGGCCGAACCUAGCACCUCGUGCCCUAGAACAGCCCGCCACGCACCACCUGUCACCAAGUUCCUGCCAGACCUAAAAUUACUCAGAGACAUUAAGAUCAGUGUCAGUGUCGUAGAUACCAGCAGGAGCAAAGAUAGGAAGGUGCUGUACACAGGGAUAGGUCAGGAGGGUGGUGGUGAAGGGGAGACCAGCUCAGAGGGCCUUAAUGGUGAGUUUUAUGAUGCUGAUACAGAGCCAGGGGCUGUGGAUGGUAGCUCAGGGCUUGGGGUGGUCGGUGUCAGUGCAGGGAGGAGAGGGGAGGAGGCAGAGGCAGACCUGGAGAACAAAGUGGAGUUUGCGGUCCUAGAUGAGCUGGAGGACUUCAGUCAGGACUUCCUGGACACGGAGGAUGUGCAGCAGGGGGGGUUCAGGUCAGAGGUCAUAGUUCAACAGGAUCAUGCUGAUGAAGAGAACCUAAAUAUAUCCUAUGAGGAGGACUUUGACAAUGAUGUAGAUGCUCUGCUGGAGGAGGGCAUGCCCGUGCCCAAAAAGAUGCGCCUGGCAGAGGGGGCUGUUGAGUAUGCAGGAGACAGUGAUCACGCAUCCGACAGGGAUGUGGAGGGAGGUGUUCAGCCCAUGAUGACCAAAAUUAAGACAGUCCUGAAGAGUCGUGGGCGUCCACCCACUGAGCCACUACCUGACGGAUGGAUCAUGACAUUCCAUAAUUCUGGCAUUCCAGUCUACCUGCACAGAGAGACCAGAGUGGUGACCUGGUCCAGACCUUACUUUCUGGGGUCCGGGAGCAUUAGGAAACACGACCCUCCCACCAGUAGCAUCCCCUGCCUGCACUAUAGGAAGAUGAAGGAUCACGAGGAGAGGGAACAGAACGGAGAGGUGACGCCCAACGCUGAAGUGUCUCCGGUGAAGCCUGGGGAGGAGGCAGACUCCGUGGAGAGACCAGACGAGCCUGACUCCACUGCCCAGGAGGACCCUACCACUGUGGGCCUGGGGGAAGGACAGGUGGAGGCGGAGAUAGAGACAGGCCUGGUCACAGAGGGGACCACAAAAGGGUGUCCUGUCCUGCAUGGCAAGAUGCCCCACUCCUGUGAGAUGGCCCAGGGGGCUCUGGGACAGGUCAGGGCCAAGGUGGAGGUGUGCAAAGAUGAAUCGAUAGAAAUUGAGGAGUUCCGCAGCUACCUGGAGAAGUGCUUUGACUUUGAACAAGUGACCGUGAAGAAGUUCCGUACCUGGGCAGAGCGCAGGCAGUUCAACAGGGACAUCAAGAGGAAACAGGCUGAGUCAGAAAGACCCAUUCUGCCUGCCAACCAGAAACUCAUCACUCUGUCUGUAUCAGAUACCCCCACCAAGAAAGAGUUUGUCAUUAACCCAAAUGGGAAAUCUGAAGUUUGCAUCCUACAUGAAUAUAUGCAACGUGUCUUAAAGGUCCGACCUGUUUACAACUUUUUUGAAUGUGAGAACCCAAGUGAACCCUUUGGAGCCUCCGUCAUAAUAGAGGGAGUGACAUAUGGCACAGGAACUGCAAGCAGUAAAAAACUUGCCAAGAAUAAAGCUGCUCGAGCCACACUGGAGAUUCUCAUCCCUGACUUUGUGAAGCAGACGUCUGAGGAGAAGCUUGUAGAAGGGGAUGAACUGGAGUAUUUUAAUCAUAUCAGUAUUGAAGAUUCAAGGGUGUACGAACUGACCAAUAAAGCAGGCUUACUCUCGCCAUAUCAGAUUCUACACGAGUGCCUUAAGAGAAACCAUGGAAUGGGUGACACCAGCAUCAAGUUUGAGGUGAUCCCAGGAAAGAACCAGAAGAGUGAAUAUGUGAUGACGUGUGGAAAGCAUACCGUGCGCGGAUGGUGCAAGAAUAAACGUGUGGGGAAGCAGCUGGCGUCUCAGAAGAUCCUACAGAUGCUGCACCCUCACGUGAAGAACUGGGGGUCACUGCUCCGCAUGUAUGGCAGAGAGAGCAAUAAGAUGGUAAAAAAGGAAAAUUCAGACAAGAGUGUGAUUGAACUUCAGCAGUAUGCCAAAAAGAACAGGCCAAAUCUUCACAUCCUGAACAAACUGCAAGAGGAGAUGAGGAAACUGGCUAAGGAGAGGGAGGAAACCAGGAAGAAGCCCAAGAUGACCAUAAUGGAGUCAGCCCAGCCUGGUAGUCAGCCCCUCUGCACUGUUGACGUCUAGGAACCAUCACUGCAACCAAUCUAACAUGGCACUGACCAAUGGUAGCCAUAGUCACUGUCCGAUUUUAAAAGCCACUCCACCAAUCUAUCAUCCAAUUAUGCAUCAUUGUGA